GGCGAUCAGCCGCGGCCGCACCUUCUUGCGCCCCAUGGCCUGCCCGCGCCUCCCCGCCGCGCUUCGCGAAGCCGGCCCGCCGCCGGAAGCGGCUGGUGUUCUCUACAAAAGCCUCCGGGCACGACCGGAAGCGGAGGAGGCCGGGCAGGCUAUGGCGAAGGUUGGGUCCCGCAGGGUCGGGCGCUCGUGUCGGGGCCGGGGACAGCGGCGGCCCACGACCUGGGAGAUCUCGGACUCGGACACUGAGGGGCCCGUCGGCGCGGGAGCCGACUCAGAGGCCGCCGUGAGGGCCCGGGACCCGGCGGAGCAGCGCAGAGCGGAGGCCGAGGCGCUGCGGCUGCUGCGGCCCAAGCAGGCACUGCGGCGCCUGGCGGUGCGCGUGGACCCAGCCAUCCUGGAAGAUGCUGGUGCUGACAUCCUGAUGGAGGCCUUGGGCUCCCUGGGCUGUGAGUACCACAUCGAGCCCCAGCGCCCCGCCCGGAGCCUCAGGUGGAGCAGAGUGAAGCCAGAACCUUGCCCCUGCAGUGUGCCUCCUGAAGUGUGGGCUGCGGGUGAGCAGGAACUGCUGCGGCUGCUGGAGCCUGAGGAGUUUCUGCAGGGUGUCUUCCAGCUGACCCAGAUCUGUGGCCCAGCCUGUUCAGUGCCCUGGAUCUCUCCUGAGAGCCCCACCUGCCUUCACCUGGCUGUCAUCGGGCUGGAUGCCUACCUGUGGUCUCACCAGCCCAAUGCCCAGGAGAUGCAGCAGCCAGAGAGUCCAGGGGUAGCCCGUGCAGAGGUGGCGGUCGGCUGGCCUGAAGUGGAGGAGGCCCUGGUGCUCCUGCAGCUCUGGGCAAACCUGGAUGUGUUACUGGUGGCCUCCUGGCAGGAGCUGAGUCAGCACGUGUGCGCCUUCACUAAGGCCCUUGCCCAGCGCCCCUUCAAGCAGUUCCAAGAGUCCGGGACCUUUUCCUUCUGCACAGCUGGGCGCUGGACGGCAGGCGAGCGUGUGACAAAAGAUGGCACAGGGCUUCGGGGGGCCUGGUGGCGACAGAUUAGGCAGUUCAACCGAGUCAGCCCGGCUGUGGCUGAUGCUGUUGUCACUGCCUUCCCUUCUCCCCGCCUUCUGCAGCAGGCGUACUUGGCCUGCAGCACUGAUCAAGAGCGCCUGGCCCUCCUGGCUGAUCUCCCCGUGAAGGUGGAUGAAGGCGCUCGGCCCCGAAGGGUGGGGCCUGACCUUUCCCGUCGCAUCUGCCUCUUCCUGACCUCCACCAACCCUGACCUCCUGCUGGAUCUGAGCUCCUGACCUGCAGGGCCUUCUCCCACCAACAAACUGAACAGAAACAGAAGGCACCCCAACAAGGAAGAGACCAGAAACCAAAGGGGUGGGGGGAGGAGAGCUCACCCAGCACAGCUGUCCCUCAGCCUGGGGAGAGGCUCAGCCAGGUCUGAACCCAGGGGAGGCGCAGGUAGAGUAAAGGCUCUGGGUAAUGAUGAGCAGAAGAGGAAACUCCACGUGGGGCUGGAGGCUGGGGCAAGGCCUUGCACACACUGGCUGCAGGCCUGGGGCCAACUGGGACAGUGGGGAGAGUUGGGUAGCACCUAAGUCCCUCCUGGGGGCCAUGCACCAGUCACCUGGAGGCGUGGGGGUGACACCUUCAGAGAGAAGUGAGACAGAGUCUCAAGGGAGAAAAGAGAGCCAGGCUGCCUCUUCCCCAAGGGUAUUGCAACACAACCAGGACCACGGGAGAAAAGGUCUUGAUGUGGACUCCUUUUAAUGCUACCACUAUGGAGGUGUUAGGUAUAAACUCAGAGUUUAUUACGAUCGUUUCAGUCUCAGACGGGAGGAACAACUGACAACAUGCAAAGCAAGUGAGGACAAACCCAAGGUCCCCAGAGGCUGGCAGCUACAGAAAAGGUGACAUCUGAUGAGGCCGCAGACUCGGUCCAGAAGAGCUGGUGUGGCCACUCACAAGAGACUCCAAGGAGAGAAGCAGCCACUGCCAUACCCCACACAGGAAACAGAUGGAUUCAGUUCUGGUCUCAGGAUCCCAGGGCCUGCGGCUUCUGAACUUAUGGCAAGGCCUGACCUAGCCUCUGAGGGCAGGGGGACAGCCCAGACAGACCUUGGCCCAACUCCUCCCUCUCCUGUUACCCUGGAGCAUGGCCUGAGGGAAAGGAUGGAGAAAACGCUGUCCUCGCCUCAGGAGGCAGUUUUCAUUGGAAAAUAAGUUAGGUCCUUCGGCAGCGUUUCCUCUGGCAGCGCCGGGUCUCUGGGCUGCUGGGACUGACCGUGGCUUUGGGUGAGGGCGUGGGGGACUUGUGGUGGCCACAGCUCAUGCUCAGGACCCAGCCCAGCUUGUUUUGUAGCACCUGCUUGAGGCCAGGUGGCAAGGGCAGGCCCUCAAGCGUGUCCCCAGAGUUGGGUCGUAGCUGGCGCAGGCGGUGGCAACACAGGUACUGUAGGGAGGUGGCGCUGGCACAGGAGCGGAUGACCUUCAUGCUGCUCUUGGCCGCGGUGGAGCACACCAUUGGAUAGAACUUCCUGUUCUGCAGCUUUGUGGCUGCCACACCUAGAGGGGGCACAGCCUGAAUCCUGGGCCAGGAGGGGGCUUAGCCAUUCUUUGGACAUCCUCCUAAGAUAACUAGGGUGGCCCUCGUGCUGUCCCACCCUCUGGAGACCCUGGGACCUCAGGCUUCUUUCUUCAAAGAUAUCUUUUUGGAAGCCUUAGGGCCACUCAGCCUGGGCCCGUCUCUGCUUCCUACAGGACCUCAGUAGCAGCCACACCCCACAGGUCUUUGUCUCCCCUGGGAUCCUGGACACCCUCACCUAUGCACUUCCUGUUCUUAAAGAAGGUCAGUGUCCCGUGCCAGGUAUCCAGGUGCACGCCAAUAAUGGAGCCCUGGCCAAACCGCGAGGAGAAGGUCGUCUUGUCACCCUUGUGGUGGAGGAGCCCUAGGGGGCAGCAGGAGGCAAGGGGUUAGCCUAUGUCUGGGGGCCCCUCCCAGCAUGCCUGCCCUUCGGGGCCCCACAUACCUGUGUAGGAGAGGCCCCAGCUGUCCUCAUCCCUGCCAAGCAGGCUGCAGAACGUGUGGUGGUACUUGUCCAGGUCCACAUCUGACGUCCCAAUGCCCACCAUCUGGAGACAACAGGCCAGGCAGAGGGGGGCCGGGGCCAGGGCACCAGCAGAGCUCCUCCCCCCACAGCCCUGCCUGUCACUUACCAUAUCAGUGCCGUACACAGGUGAGGUCAUCUUGAUCUCCCAGAAGUGCUGCCCCUCCCCUAGUUCCUUGGUGCCUCGGAUGGCAGCUGUGCCGCAGCUGUACUCCACAUGGAAGUUGACCUUCCGGUUGUCACAGCUCAGCAGGGUGGCUGAGGACUUAUUCAAGUCAUCCCAGACCCAUUCAAAAUCUAGGAGGAGUGGGGAUAAGGACACAUAUGUAAUAACUUAAUAAAAAAAUUUAAAAAAAAAUGUAGGCGAGGAAAGGCCAGAUUGGGGUAGUCUCUUGAACCCCUGCUGCGUCCUCAUCUGGCCUAGCGACCUGCCCCUCAAGCCCAGUGACCCGCGCCAGGCACUUACACUCAUCUUCCUCCCCACAGCGGCAGUCCUUGCCCCGGUGCGCCGCUGUGUGCAGGCUGCUGCAGAAGGCGGCCUCGCUCUGAUUGUCACAGUUGCAGAAGGACUCACCCGUCACAGGCACAGCACUGGGGAUGGAUGCUGGCAGGGACGAGUACUCAGGGUCAGAGUCAGAGUCAC
This is a messenger RNA of Myotis myotis, 3734 nucleotides long. It is a transcript of the gene EME2, whose product is annotated as essential meiotic structure-specific endonuclease subunit 2. The coding region runs from base 35 to 1282 and encodes 415 amino acids. NCBI's taxonomy places the organism in Eukaryota, Metazoa, Chordata, Mammalia, Chiroptera, Vespertilionidae. The transcript is spliced from 8 exons. The record is from RefSeq and is a predicted model, not a curated record. Gene Ontology annotation, biological process: mitotic intra-S DNA damage checkpoint signaling; resolution of meiotic recombination intermediates; replication fork processing. Gene Ontology annotation, cellular component: Holliday junction resolvase complex; nucleus. Gene Ontology annotation, molecular function: DNA binding; nuclease activity.